Spirodela intermedia is the source of this 7355-nucleotide messenger RNA. The record is from the annotation of a GenBank genome assembly. NCBI's taxonomy places the organism in Eukaryota, Viridiplantae, Streptophyta, Magnoliopsida, Alismatales, Araceae.
AUGGAUCCUGGGCGCUAUAUGCUCCAACAAGGAUGGGAUAACAACAGCGUAAUUGCAGUUCUUUCUUUAAUCACUUAUCCGAGAUGAAAUGAAGAAUAUUAUGGCUCAUGUGAUUGUACUCCACGUUUAGUGGCUUCUCAUCCUAAAUGAACAAUCAAGAAAAGCGGUUUGCCAUUUUGGAUAUGGACUGGAUACCAUAAGUACACGCUACCAUAAGUAUUAGUUCCUGACUUGGCUUAUUCUGUUGCAUCCACAGGCUCUUGAGGGGUACAGUGCAAUACAUGAGCCAGACUUCAGGUGAGUGCAUAUAUAUCUUGUAGUUUCUUCUUUUACGAUCUAAUAUGUUCUUGGUACCCUCUUCCCAGUAAUAUGUAUUCUACUAUUACUCAUUGAGUAUGCUGAGCACCACCUUCAUAAUUGCCACGUUUUUCCAUGAACGCACACGUACUUUGAAACUAAUGGUUCUGUUAGUCAUAAAUCGUAUGAUUUUGAAUUAUUCAUCCUAUUUCUCAUUUGAUGUGUUUUAUCAUACUUUGGUUUUUUUUCUGCUUUGUGUUCUGAUAGAGUUGACGGAUCAUACAGCGGUAGAAGGAUUUUAGAUGAAGGAUUUUCUAGAGACCCUGUCUAUCCAAGGAGUGGAUAUAAUCGAGACGUACUCAGCAGAGAUCCCUACCCAGCCCCACCUCAUGUCCCUGAACUCUGGCAUCAAGAAAGGAGAAACCUUGAGGAAGACUAUGGAACAAUCAGAGAUUCUAGAAGACAUGCCGAUUCUUACCAUGAAAUUGAUUCGUUCCGUGACAGUGAAAGAUAUCAUGAUGUUGAUAGGUUCCCUGAUGCUGAUAAAUUUCACACUGGCUACCGGAGUGGAGAUGGUUAUCGUGAUUUGGACAACUAUAAUGAUUAUGCAAUCGAUCGGUCAUCCAGGCUUGCUGGGCGAGGGCAUGAUGAAUUUUCCAAUGACGAUUAUGAGCACUUAAAUCGUGUGCCACAUCAGAGUAGAGAGAACAGCCGGGAUAGAGAGUCUGAAUUCAGCCGGUAUAAUUAUGACUCUGAUUAUGAUAGGGCCAAAAGAGAUAAUAGCUGGCGAAGACGUGAUACACGUGAACGUGAUAGUAGGGACAGUCGUGAGAGAGAACCGAGUCCACGUAGGAGGCGUGAACGCUCUAGAUCGAGAGGACACGAUGAUAGAUCUAGAUCAAGAUCUCCUCGUGGUCGAAGUCAUAGUAGAAGUCAUAGAGAAGAUAGCUAUGAUGACACUCGUUAUGCUAGGAGUGACAGGAAAAGAGAACGAGAUCGUGAUGACAGGCGGCAUAAUGAUUCAACAUCAGUGGUAUGUCUUGAUUUUCCGUUCAUUGUGUGUAUGUGAUUUGUGAAUAUCAUGUAUUCUAACCAUUGUAUUAAUGUCUACCUGAAGGCUCCAUCUGCAACAGUUGUCGUUAAGGGUUUGUCUCAAAAGACGACUGAAGAAGACCUGUAUCAGAUACUAGUACGGAUCAUAAACCUUUUACCUUUUCUGGAUUGUGUUUCUGAUUAGUUUGAGUCAUUUUCUUAUGUAUAUUCCCUAUUUUCCAGACCGAGUGGGGGCCACUUCGUCAUGUUCGCAUUAUUAAGGAACGAAAUUCUGGGGUAUCUCGAGGGUUUGCUUUUAUUGAUUUCCCUUCUGUGGUAAUCAUCUGACUUGCAACUUGCUCUUAAAUUUCUCUUCCAUCUUGUAUUUUUGUUGUCAUUGAUCAAGGGAUACGUUUACUGCCACUCAGGAAGCUGCUCAAAGCAUGAUGGAUGGCAUUAGGGAUGAUGGUUUUGUUGUUGAUGGAAGGAAGCUUUUCUUUGAAUAUAGGUACUAGCAACUCUUGGGAUCCCUUUCUGAUAACUAUUUCAUUUUGGUUAAGCUGCGUUAAUGUUUAUGAUGAAUAAUUCAAAAAAUAACACAAUAGAUAGGGUCUUGGUUAUAAAAAAACUUGUGUAGAAAACUGCAGGUUAUUAUAUUGAGAAUCUUGUGACCAGUUUGAACUUUACCUUGUAAAACUUCAGAAUAUAUAUAUUACAGUCAUCAGGGGAUUGCUUAUUAUUGUCGAUUUUUUAGUUCUCCUCGUUUCACAUUACCUAUGCGUCACAACUUUAUGUUAGAAGGCUGAGGUUGCUUCUUUGUUCUUUCUAAGCUUUUUUCAGAUUUUUUUUCCUGCUUCUUGCCCUCUUAAAAUGUUUGUUCUAGUCUCAUUGGAAAAAAACGCCGUCAUCUGCAGGAUUAUCCUAGAAAACGAGUUUAAUUUCAUUUUUUUUUUAAGUUUAUUGUAAUAUUUUCCAUGUAUUGCAGUAGCAAGCCGACUGGAACAGCUGGCCCCUCCUUUGAGAAUCCUGCAAAAUCUGGCCAUGGAAACAGCCGGGGUUGUGUACCAUCUGACUGGAUGUGCACGAUUUGUGGUUGCAUCAAUUUUGCACGCCGGACAUCCUGUUUUCAGGUUUGAUUCUAUAUUUUUUAUGACUUCUGCGACUGUAGAACGUACCUUUCUUCCUUGAUAUUGAUGUUCUAAGAAGCAUCAAGCGUGUGGAUCUUGUAUUGCUAGGAUAGCUUAGUGAAUAAAUUGUCAUGCAAUUCACUAAUGGGAUGCAAUUUUAAGAAGUUAGUUCAUUUGUAAUUGAUGGUUCCAAGGAAAGAAAAGCUUUUAUUUUGCAGAAAAGCUUUUAUUUUGCAUAGACAGCACAUUUAUUUCACAUAAUAGUAAUAUAAUAUAGUUUCAUUAACCCUGAUACUAAGAGAGCUGUGACUAUUAUGUAGAAGUAUGUGGGGGGGGGGGCAUGUGGUAGUUCGUAAAUGUCAUCUUUGCUUGGAUUUCAGUAUACAAAAUCUAUUGACCAACUAUUGCUCAUCAAGAGUUUUUUCCCCAUGCUAACCAGUGUAACGAAGCACGUACAGAUGAUGCACCUCCUGCUGAUGUCUCAUCAUCCAAUCUAACCCCGAUUGGAAAGAAGGGAGAAGCUGGUAUGUUCUACAUUUUGAAAGCUUGUAACUGCAUAUUCCCUUGGAUGAAACUGCAUUUAAAAUAGUGUUACAAAAUUAACCUUGUGUCUUUUCAGGCCCCACUCAUGUUUUGGUUGUACGCGGAUUAGAUGAAAAUGCUGAUGAAGAAAUGCUUCGCUACGAAUUCUCCAAACAUGCUCCGAUCAAAGUAAGGGAAUUUAACUGGGAUCACGGUUUUUUGUAUGUACGAGGGGAAAUUUAACUGGGAGACUUAAAUUUUUCUUUCCUUCUACUGUGCAGGAUCUCCGUUUAGUCAGGGACAAGUUCACACAUGUAUCUCGGGGAUUUGCAUUUGUACACUUCCAUUCCGUAAGUACUAGACUUGUAUUUUCUAUAUUUCCCGAGUUCCUCCGGUGAUAGUCUUUUAUGCUAAUAGUGGUGUUAUUCUCUGUUUAUUUUGGUAGGUCGGCGAUGCAACAAAGGCUUUGGAAGCAACAAAUGGGACCACGCUGGAGAGAAAUGGCCAGAUACUGCGUGUUGCUUACGCAAAAAGCAUUCAUGGACCUGGUUCUGCUACAUCUGGGGCUCCACAUUCGAGUAGCCUUGCUGCUGCUGCAAUUGAAGCCGCAGCAUUUUCUCAACAGGUGCUAUUUAUUUGCUUCCAUAUCUUUUCCUUUAUUGGCUUCUUUGGACCCUUUUAAGUGUGGAGCUUUAUAUUAUUCCAUAGAGGUGCGGUAGAGUGAAGUGAAAACUGGACCACAAGUAUCUCUGUACAUUGUUUUGAGUUUACAUCCAGCCCAUUGCCGUACCUCCUCAUUUGCAGAUGUUGUUAGAUUUGUUCAGUUGAUGGACAACAUUUCUGCCUGUGAUACUGUUAAGUGUUUAUAUCUCAUCCUUUUAGUUCCGGGUGGGGUGGGUGGGGUGGUGGAAUUUUAUCUUCUAAUGGAACGGCCAUAUUUUCAUUUUUUUGGUGUAUGCCCGUGUACUUUUUCUCCGAUGAAUUUAUUUGUCUACAAGUAUAAUAUGUAAAUCAUUGAAAAAAGAAUUCCGCAUCUGGUACUUACUCCGUCCACCAUAUGUCAGUAUGAUGCCAUUGGGUGGGCACCGAAGGAAUACAAUCCAGAUGAAAAACAACCCACUGCUGGGAAUCAGCAAAAUGGAACUGCAGAAGGCCAGAACACUGGGUCUGCUCCACAGUCUGGUUUUGUAUGGGACGAAACGACCGGCUAUUAUUAUGAUGCUUCUUCUGGCUUUUAUUAUGAUGGAAACACAGGUCAGUGUCUUACCGUCUAUUAUUUUGUCAAUAAAUGGGGAUUUAUUUGGAUUCGGUAGUGUGUGAUAAUUGUAAUUUAUAAUUCACUUCCCUCAAUCCUUUGAUUCUUAAAAUUGUGGCUUCCAUCCAUGAUCAUUGUCGAUUUAGGGGGGGGGGGGGGAAGUUUCCAACUCUUAUCUUCUAUCUUGACGGCCAAGAAUCUGACAAACCCAGUUGACCUGGGGGUGAGCAUUAUCUCUAAAACAUGUAAACAUCUCAGUUUGUGUUUUGUUCAUGAGAAAUCGAGUCCACCGUUGAUCAAGUAGAAGCACAAAAUGUUAUUCAAGGAGGAUCCCAAACACAAAAGUAAAUAAGUGGAGAACAGAGAAACCAUGCAUGUAACGUCAGAGGUAUAGAGUUAACGAAGAAUUACGGAGUUGUGCUCUUGCCUCACUCUGAAGUAUAAGGCUCAACUUGAGGUUGACCAUCUUUUGACAAAGGCAAGUCUCUACUAUUACAGUCAAGCCGUAUUAUUUAGUUACUAGCUCAUUGGUUCGCGCAGGUCUGUACUAUGAUGGAAACAAUGGCACUUGGUACUCCUAUGAUCAAAAAACUCAACAGUAUGUUCCGUGCAACGAUCAAAAUGAGAGCAAGCCUGCCACUGAAAAUGCAAAAGCAUCCGAUGGCUCCAAUUCAAGAAAGGUUGUGAUAUCAGCUCCUGCUGCUACGAUAUCCUCCAGUGAGAAAGCCUCUCUACCUGAUGCUGUCCAGGCUGCUGCGGCAGCGGCAUUGGCUGCUGAAAAGAAAGAAAAGGAAAAGCUCAAGGAGAUUAAAUUGGCAUCAAAGGGCAGUAUCAUGGCAAACAAGAAGAAGAUGAAUAAUGUCUUGAUGAUGUGGAAGCAGAGAAAUCACGAGGGUCAGACUGCUCGCAUCAUUGUUGAUGACAAUGAACCAUCAUCUGGCAUAGAUGAUAGGCAACCUGCCUCUGCUAGGAAUAAGCCCAAAGCCGACGUUGCUUCCUCUGGAUUGGGUAAUUAUAGUAACACACCUGUGGCUGGUACCAUUCCAAAGGCUCCUAUGGAUACCCAGGUCAAACCUGUUCCAGUUAGCAACAGCUCCGGAGGCGCGUUAAUGGGUGUGAUCCGAGGUUCUGGAAGGGGUGUGGUGAAAUCGGAUACAGUCUUUUCAGGACAAGAAGGCGUUGGCGGCGCUUCUACUUCUGCCCCUUCAUCCGAUCUCAAAAGUACUGCAGAAUUGUCUUCAGGAAACUCUGUGAGACCAUCGGCUGCUACAACCUUUAGAACAGAUGCAUCGGCUCUUGGUUCCUAUGCACCUCCUGCGUCUUCUGCGGGUGGGAAACGGAGGUUUUCUGAAAUGCCGGCUCAGGCUGCACCCUACAGGGAUCGUGCAGCUGAGAGAAGAAGCUUAUAUGGGUCAUCUUCCUCUUCUGCUGGAGAUGACUCUUCCCAUGUUGGUGGGGGGGAUUCAAGUAAGCACAAGCGACUGGUCUAGUUUCACUCACCCUUGGCCCUUUAUUUUAUUUUUUUCCAUGUUCGUCAGUUUAUCUCUGGUGCAUCAUACAGCAUGUGAAGCAUCUGUUGGUUGAAUAAUCAUCAUCCGAAAUCUCUGUGGGAUCAUUUAUUAAAUAUUCCCCUUAGAAGUUAGUUUUAUGAGCAGAAAGCUGGUGUUACAUCAUACAGCAUAUGAAGCUUCUGUUGGUUGACUGAUCAUCAUCCGAAAUAUUAAUGGCUCAUUUUUUCCCCUUAAAAGUUAGUUUUAUGAGCAGAAAACUAGUGCUGUAUAAUACAGCAUUGAAGCCUCUGUAGGUUGAAUAAUCAUCUUCGAAAAUCUGUGGGCUCAAUUUUUCCCCUUAAAAGUUAGUUUUAUGAGCAGAAAAUUGGUGCUGCAUACAGCAUGUGAAGCCUCUGUUGGUUGAAUAAUCAUCAUCCGAAAUCUCUGUGGGAUCAUUUACUAAAUAUUCCCCUUAAAAGUUAGUUUUAUGAGGCAGAAAACUGGUGCUGCAUUAUACAGCAUAUGAAGCUUCUGCUUGUUGAAUAAUCAUCAUCCGAAAUCUUUGUGGGUUCAUUUAUAUUCCCCUUAAAAGUUACUUUUAUGAGGCAGAAAAUUGGUGUAUACGGCAUAUGAAGCGCUUGUUUGUUGAAUAAUCAUCAUCCCCCGAAAUUUCUGUGGGCUCAUUUCUUCCCCUUAAAAGUUACUUUUACGAGGCAGAAUUGGGUUGGGUUGGGGUGGGUUUGGUUGGGUUGAGUUUCUGUGCAUCGUCUGAAAUUUCUGUGGGCUCUUCUCUCUCUCUCUCUCUCUCUCUCUCUCUCUCUCUCUCUCUCUCUCUCUCUCAAGAUUUUGUUCAAUGAGGAAGAAAAUUGGGCAUGGCUGUGAAUUACUUCGAGACAAGCACAUUUUCAGGCCGUUGAUUGAUUCCAUCCCGUGUGAGAUUCAUCAUUAACAUCAGAGAAAUGCCUUUGUUUGUCAAGAUCGUGAGUUUCCUUAUCGGAAGGGCUCUUCGUCAGACAUCGGAACGAUGCCUUUCCCUCCAGGAGUUGGCCGGGGCUCUGCUGACUCUGCGAGCGAUGCUCCCAGUUAUGAGGUGAUCACAGCCGAUCGUGCUAUCGACGAGAGCAACGUCGGCAACCGGAUGCUCCGCAACAUGGGAUGGCAAGAAGGAUCGGUGAGUCUCCUUUUCUUUUUCUUCUCUUUUCUUUUCUUUUUUUAAUCCGUGUUUCUUAGUUAAAAAAAUCCAUUUUCAUCUUGUUUAUUUAUAUAGAAAGCCGUAGAACUCACAGAACCUUCACAAUUCAUGUGGGUCAACGUCACCCUCGUUCAAAUCUCCAGUUUGACCUUGUUUUCCGUCUCAUAUGUGAAAAAAGUCAGCGCAGGAUCCAACCCCCCCCCCCCUUUCCCCUUCUCGUGGUCUGAUUUCCAGCUCUCUGUGUUCUGUUCCUCCAGGGGCUCGGGAAGGAUGGGAGCGGCAUCACGGAGCCCGUCCAGGCGCAGUCGAUGGAUGUCAGAGCGGGUCUCGGGACCCAACAGAAGAAGCCGGUCAACCCCCAGCUGGAAGUCCACCCCGGCGACAGCUAUCGCACCCUCAUCCAAAAGAAGGCCAUCGCCAGGUUCAGGGAGAUGUCUUGA